Molecule: messenger RNA, 2567 nt
Organism: Stegostoma tigrinum
Lineage: Eukaryota; Metazoa; Chordata; Chondrichthyes; Orectolobiformes; Stegostomatidae
Product: potassium voltage-gated channel subfamily S member 2
Exons: 3
Coding region: 590-1975 (461 amino acids)
Biological process (GO): protein homooligomerization; potassium ion transmembrane transport; regulation of delayed rectifier potassium channel activity
Cellular component (GO): voltage-gated potassium channel complex; membrane
Molecular function (GO): delayed rectifier potassium channel activity; protein binding
Source: RefSeq, a predicted model, not a curated record
UGAUCGCGAUGACUUAUGGGAAAUUCCCAGAUGUCCAACUCCUGGGAGUGAAGAUUCCCAGUUCCCCAGCCACAAGUGAGAUCCUACAUUCAGCAGCUGCGGCAGCUGGAGCUGUGAGCAGGACCUGAGACUCAGGAAUUACACACAUACACAAGCCCAGCCUAGAGGCUGGAAAUCCGGACUGGGAAGAGUCUAACCUCGGCAAGAAAAUUCCUCAAACCAGGACUAAACAUAACAUAAAAGGGAAAUCCUCAACCUGCUGACAGAUAGGGGGAAAUAAACAGAACAGAGAUUUCCAGCGUGUGAAGACCAACAUUCGCUGCUCCCUACGACCAACGAGAAACUUAUUGCAAUUGGAUUGUUACAAUGCAGCCGGGAGCGCGCGGGUCCGGUGUGGGAUAAAGGAGACCAAACCAGGAUUAAACAUUCCUGAGGGACACAGGGAAGAUUGCACGGUACCAGAAAGCCCAAGGGAGAGAAAGACCUUCACAUUCUUUGCAAAUGUUGAGCAGGAUAUUCAGCUAAUUUGGAGAUAAAGAAAGCGAGACUGAUAAUCAGCGUCUGUUAAUGAUCCGCCCAAGUGGUUACCAUGGUUAAUGAGACAUUCUGCUCCUGGGAUCCUAAGUUUGAGGAUCAGGCAAUUAAUGUGAACGUUGGAGGCCUAAAGAGAAAACUCAGAUCCAGCACCCUCUCCCGAUUCCCCAACACCAGACUUGGGCAGCUGUUGACCUGUGACUCAGAAGAGUCCAUUCUCCGGAUAUGUGAUGAUUACGAUGUGUCGAAGAAGGAAUUCUAUUUUGACAGACACCCUGGGCUUUUCCCAUAUGUGUUGAACUUUUACCAGACCGGGAAGCUGCACAUGAUGGAUGAGCUUUGCGUUUUCUCCUUUUCGCAGGAGAUUGAAUACUGGGGCAUCAAUGAAUUCUUCCUCGAUUCCUGCUGCAGGUACCGCUACCACGAGCGCAAAACCGAGAGCAGGCGCAGAAACUGGGACGACGACAGUGAUGUGAGCAGUAUCGAGACCUCUCCGGAUGAGAUCUUGGACUUCAACCGAGACUUGCUAUUAUUCCGUGGCUUGAAGUAUGGGAACUGCAGGAAGCAGCUCUGGCUGACCCUGGAGAACCCAGGCUACUCUAUCCCAAGUAGACUUUUUAGCUUCCUCUCCAUCAGUGUGGUUCUGGGCUCCAUUGCCACCAUGUGCAUUCACAGCAUGCCCGAGUAUCAGAUUCUAGACCAAUACAACAACGAGAUGGAUGAUCCCAGGUUACAGAUUGUGGAGCAGUUCUGCAUUGCCUGGUUCACCAUGGAGGUCUGUUCCCGCCUGCUCCUGAGCCCCAACAUUAAGAAAUUUUGUUGCCACCCACUCAAUAUUAUCGACAUAAUUUCCAUCUUACCGUUUUACUUCACCCUGCUGGUUCACCUGAUCUUCGGACAUACGACAGAUCUGGAAAAUCUGGGGAAGGUGGUCCAAGUCCUGAGGUUGAUGAGGAUCUUUAGGGUGCUCAAGCUAGCACGCCACUCGACAGGACUCCGAUCUCUGGGAGCAACCUUAAAGCACAGCUACCGAGAGGUAGGGAUCCUCCUGCUGUACCUGGGCGUAGGAGUCUGUGUCUUCUCUGGGAUGGCAUAUACAGCUGAAAAGGACGAGGAUGUUGGACUGGACACUAUUCCAGCCUGCUGGUGGUGGGGUACAGUUAGUAUGACUACAGUGGGCUACGGGGAUGUGGUGCCCAUCACCGUGGCGGGCAAGCUGGCUGCCUCAGGCUGUAUCCUCGGGGGCAUCUUAGUGGUGGCACUGCCCAUCACCAUCAUCUUCAACAAAUUCUCCCACUUCUACCGACAGCAGAAGGCGCUAGAGGAGGCAGUGAGGAGCAGCCGCCUGAAGGGAAAUGAGUCGGAGGACGAUGGAGGGGGAGAGGGGAAUCUGUCGGAGGUGGAGGGGGAUCAGGAUCGGGCACACAAGCAGGGAUCAUGAGAUUCCGACAGACUGGAGAAUGAAACACCAACUACAAAGUAAGACUGUCCAAAGGACAGGGUAAAAGUUUUAUAGAAUCUAUAUUAGAUUGCAGGGCUUUACUAAGGAGGAUUCUGAAUGAAUAAGGACUGUUGUCAAAAAAGAAAUUCUUAUAACUAUUAUAUACACGCUCGCCUCAACAACAGCCCUCAAACUAUCCAGAGGAAACUGUAUAUGUGACACCAAGUCAGCGACACUCUAGAGGGCCUAGUGCAAUAAAUGAAACAACCAUCUGAUUCUUGCUGUUCGGCAUUACCUUGGGUCAACCCGACGCCAAGAUGCUAAACCCUUACCCUGAACACAGUCACAAUAUCAAAUGUAGCGGUGAGAUAUUUAUUGUCCAUGACCAACUGCACGUUGCAACAUAUAAACUGCAGCCCCUCCACAAUAGUUUUCAACAGGGCGGUCUGAGUGAGUAGUCACGAGGCUAUCUGGAAAUCCUCAUUUCAAUUACUUGGAUUCGGAGCUGACUGAUCCUACACAAUUUGUGUCAUCUUGAAUUUUCAGUGAUUAACUGCUGGGGACUGAGCUCAUGGUCAUUUGAUUCAAGUGA